This is a messenger RNA of Colletotrichum aenigma, 426 nucleotides long. RefSeq names its product putative esterase YxiM (gene yxiM). The record is from RefSeq and is a predicted model, not a curated record. The transcript is spliced from 2 exons. NCBI's taxonomy places the organism in Eukaryota, Fungi, Ascomycota, Sordariomycetes, Glomerellales, Glomerellaceae. The coding region runs from base 1 to 426 and encodes 141 amino acids. Gene Ontology annotation, molecular function: hydrolase activity.
AUGGAGCUGGAUGAGUUCCGAGCGAAUCUGAUUGACAUCGCUGCUGAGCUCAAGAGUGCUGGAGCUACACCGAUUUUCAUCACUUCGCUCACUCGCCGAACCUUUGAGGAUGGCGAGGUGGUGCAGAACCUGCACGACUGGCGCGGCAAGACAAUCGCUGCGGCGAAGGAGAGCAAGAUCAAGUGGCUCGACCUCAACAUGAAGAGCACUGACUACGUUAAUGCCAUCGGAGAGGCCAAUUCAAUCGCCUACAACCUCGGUGGCUCUGACCGCACCCAUUUGAGCCUGGCGGGUGAGAAGGUGUUUGGAAGAAUGGUCGUUGACUUGCUGCUUGAGAAGAGGACUGAUCUUGCGGGAUACUUUGAGGCGGACGAAGAGAUUACUGAGGCUAUUGCCAACGGGGAGUUUACGGAUGGUGGAUUGUGA